CCUCGCACCCUCGGCCUCCAGCGUUGAGGCGGGGGAGGAAGGAGAUGCCGACCCAGAGAGACAGCAGUACCAUGUCUCACCCGAUCGCAGGCGGCGGCGGCAGCGGGGACCAUUCUCACCAGGUCCGGGUGAAAGCCUACUAUCGCGGGGAUAUCAUGAUAACACAUUUUGAACCUUCAAUCUCCUUUGAGGGCCUUUGUAAUGAGGUUCGAGACAUGUGUUCUUUCGACACUGAACAGCUUUUCACCAUGAAAUGGAUAGAUGAAGAAGGAGACCCAUGUACAGUAUCAUCGCAGUUGGAGUUAGAAGAAGCCUUUAGGCUUUAUGAGCUAAACAAGGAUUCUGAACUCUUGAUUCAUGUAUUCCCUUGUGUACCAGAACGUCCUGGAAUGCCCUGUCCAGGAGAAGAUAAAUCCAUCUACCGCCGAGGUGCACGCCGCUGGAGAAAGCUUUAUUGUGCAAAUGGCCACACUUUUCAAGCCAAGCGUUUCAACAGGCGUGCUCAUUGUGCCAUCUGCACUGACCGAAUAUGGGGGCUUGGACGUCAGGGAUAUAAGUGCAUCAACUGCAAACUCCUGGUUCAUAAGAAGUGCCACAAACUUGUAACAAUUGAAUGUGGGCGGCAUUCUUUGCCACCGGAACCAAUGAUGCCCAUGGACCAGUCAUCCAUGCACUCAGACCAUGCACAGACAGUAAUUCCAUAUAAUCCUUCAAGUCAUGAGAGUUUGGACCAAGUUGGUGAAGAAAAGGAGGCAAUGAACACCAGGGAAAGUGGCAAAGCUUCAUCCAGUUUAGGUCUUCAGGAUUUUGAUUUGCUCCGGGUAAUAGGAAGAGGAAGUUAUGCCAAAGUACUCUUGGUGCGAUUAAAAAAAACAGAUCGUAUUUAUGCAAUGAAAGUUGUGAAAAAAGAGCUUGUCAAUGAUGAUGAGGAUAUUGACUGGGUACAGACAGAGAAGCAUGUUUUUGAGCAGGCAUCUAAUCACCCUUUUCUUGUUGGGCUGCAUUCUUGCUUCCAGACAGAAAGCAGAUUGUUCUUUGUCAUAGAGUAUGUUAAUGGAGGAGAUCUAAUGUUUCAUAUGCAGCGACAAAGAAAACUUCCUGAAGAACAUGCCAGAUUUUACUCCGCAGAAAUCAGUCUAGCAUUAAAUUAUCUUCAUGAACGGGGGAUAAUUUAUAGAGAUUUGAAAUUGGACAACGUGUUGCUGGACUCUGAAGGACACAUUAAACUCACUGACUAUGGCAUGUGUAAGGAAGGAUUACGGCCAGGAGAUACAACCAGCACUUUCUGUGGUACUCCUAAUUACAUUGCUCCUGAAAUUUUAAGAGGAGAAGAUUAUGGUUUCAGUGUUGACUGGUGGGCUCUUGGAGUACUAAUGUUUGAGAUGAUGGCAGGAAGGUCUCCAUUUGAUAUUGUUGGGAGCUCCGAUAACCCUGAUCAAAACACAGAGGAUUAUCUUUUUCAAGUUAUUUUGGAAAAACAAAUUCGCAUACCACGUUCUUUGUCUGUAAAAGCUGCAAGUGUCCUGAAGAGCUUCCUCAACAAGGACCCAAAGGAACGAUUGGGUUGUCAUCCUCAAACAGGAUUUGCUGAUAUUCAGGGCCACCCAUUCUUCCGAAAUGUUGAUUGGGAUAUGAUGGAGCAAAAGCAGGUGGUACCUCCCUUUAAACCAAAUAUUUCUGGGGAAUUUGGUUUGGACAACUUUGAUUCUCAGUUUACGAAUGAACCUGUCCAGCUCACUCCAGAUGAUGAUGACAUUGUGAGGAAGAUCGAUCAGUCUGAAUUUGAAGGUUUUGAGUACAUUAAUCCUCUUUUGAUGUCUGCAGAAGAAUGUGUCUGAUCCUCCUUUCUCAACUAUGCAUUUUGCUUGUGUUGCCAUUUAGUGCAUGGAUAAACUUGUUACCAGCCUGGAUACAAAGAACCAUUUUAUAUUUUUCACUUGCAGAAAAAGCACUCAGUAUAUUCUAUUGUUGGCUGUAAGAGUCAAUUAUUACAUCUAAGUUUAACUAUGGAAAAGAAAUGAAACUAGUUUGCAGACAAUCAUGUCAAAAUUUAGUUACACUGGUAAUCCAGCAACCUACUGAUGAAUAAUAAAGUUGUCUUUUUCGUUUAAAGGAAGUACUGACUAAAAAGAGCAUAUGUUGCAUUAAGGUACAUGGUGGGAUUACAUCAUAAGCCUGCCCUGAUUUUUGUCAUACUCAUGAAGUCAUUUAAGUGUUUAAUUUUGGAAUAAAAGAGUAAUGCAAAAUACAACUUGUUAUAUUACCUAUUACUUUCUGAGUUCUGUGUGUUUAAAAAUUCAGCUGUAAGUUUUAUCAUUGCCUUAGCAAAUUAAAUUAUUGAUUUUUAAGGCAACAAUUAUAAAUUGGUAAUAAAAAAUGUUGCUUGCUUAGAAUGAGGGAACACAGAUUCUCCUUGAGGAAGAAAAUAGGCACAUUUUAUUAAGAAUCAGAUUCCAAAUCAUUAGCUGUUUUUGAAAAACUGAUUCAAGUGAUUUCUUUAGUAUGUUAAGGGGUUAGUGUCUGAGCUUGUCCCUGUAGUGGGAACUUUAACUGGAGUGUUAAUAAAUGUAGUUCAAAGAACCUAGGAUGCAGUUAAAUGGAACACUUCUCAGUAUAUAAAAAGGAAAAAAUAGAAACUUAAAAUAGAUACAGAAAAGUGCAAUGGUAAUAUUUAUUUCUUAUUGGACAGUAAAUCUCACAGACGCUUUUUGUGAUUUGACUUAAAUAAUAAGGAAGCACUCACUUGCUACCAAAUGUAAAAGCAUUCCAUUAUCCAGAGGACACAGAAUGUAUACUAUUUUUUCCUUAUAAUUCAGUAUACAGGAAAAUAAUUUAUCUUCCAAAUAGUGUCCGAACCAUGCUUGUUUCUUCCCCAAACCACAUUAUCCAUACUUUCGGAUCCUGUUUGUGGAGUCUUCAGUGAAACUCAAGAAAAAGUAAUAAAGUAAACAUGAAUAAAUCUUCAGGAUAUGCACGUACACUCACACUCAUCACAGUUCCAGCUCCUUAAGUGAGUUUUUGUUAAGUAGGUAACACAUGUAAUCAGAGUAGAAUACAUUUCAGGGGCAGAGUUCUUCAGAUUAUUUUUUAUUAAUAUUAGUGUUUAACAAUUUAUUAUUUAAAAUGAUGCCAAUGAUAGCAUCCUUCUGUUGUUUAUUUUAAAUUUUUUUUAUGAAAAGGGACUUAAAAAAUAACCAUGAUCAUUUAAAUUACUUAUAAUUGUCCAAUCUUAGUAAAAUGUAACUUUUAGGAAAGCUAUCUAGUCUUAAAUUUAGAAUGAUUUAAAAUAUGUAGGCAUUUAAUAAAUUAUCUCUUUUUUGGGAGCAUGGGGAUGCUGCAUUUCAUUUGAAAUGUAAUUUUUCCAAAGUUUCUGGCCAUGUACUCUCUUUUCUUUGAAUAGCUAUGUCUGAAAGCAAUGAAAACCUCCAAGGGGGCUUCCCUGGUGGCGCAGCGGUUGAGAGUCCGCCUGCCGAUGCAGGGGACACGGGUUCGUGCCCCGGUCCGGGAGGAUCCCACAUGCCGCGGAGCGGCUGGGCCCGUGAGCCAUGGCCGCUGAGCCUGCGCGUCCGGGGCCUGUGCUCCGCAACGGGAGAGGCCACGGCAGUGAGAGGCCCGCGUACCGCAAAAAAAAAAACAAAACAAAAAAACCCAAAAACCUCCAAGGAAAUGUUUAUAUAAUUUACAUGUUUAUUUAAGGGGUAUGUAUGUUUCUCUUAAGACCUGAAACUUGUUUUAAAACAAAAAGCAAUAUUCACUUCAAAUCAUAAAUUUAUAGAAAUUUUUGACAUAUCAGAAAUAUGUUUAUCAUCUUGCUUUUAAGUGGUCCUGUUUCCCUUAGGGCAUUCGUUCUCAAGUUUUAGAAUGUGGAAUAAUCACAUAGUCAGUGUGUUUAAUAUGCACAUUACUGGGCCUGCCUUAGAGUUCUGUUGGGUCUUUGGACCUCAUUUUGAGAAACAUUUUUUUGAGUUUUUCUUUUAGUUUGUCCUUAGUUACAUAUUAGAGACAGUAUUCAUGAUAAAACAUUUUGAGAAGGGGUGGACAGUUACUAUCUUAUCUACAAUUUUAAACAAGUUUUGAGUUAAUGACCUUCAAGUUAGAUAUCUUCUAAAAAAAAUCCAUCAGUUUUCUAUCAAUGUUACAAAUGGUGAAACAUUUUUCUGUGAUGAGGUUUUAACCAUUAUUCACAGUGGCCUUUUUUUUAAAUAUUUUUUUUAAAAAAACUAAUAAGAUUUACUGUGUAUAUUUUAUACAGAAUUGAAUUACAAAUAUGUUUUAAAUUGUAUUCUGGUUUUUGUAGUCCUUAUGUGCCAUGCCAAUUCUUUUUAUAUUACAUAGAAGUUGUUUCAGGUUACUUACCAGGGGACUAAGGCAGUUGACUUAAUGGUUGGAAUUUUGGUGUUCUAAGAAAAAAUUUAUUUUGUAUAAGCAUGUAUGUGGUCAGAUCAUUUUAUGUGUAUGCAGCCUGAAAUGCAUAUCAGGUAUUAUGCUUGUUUAGUACCUGUACAUUUACUUUUAAAAUUUUGUUUUGUUUUGCUUUUUGUCAUGUAGAAUACUGCCUUGUAUAAUGUGAUCUGUAUUUGUGUACCGUUUUUUUUA
Molecule: messenger RNA, 4596 nt
Organism: Physeter macrocephalus (sperm whale)
Lineage: Eukaryota; Metazoa; Chordata; Mammalia; Artiodactyla; Physeteridae
Gene: PRKCI
Product: protein kinase C iota
Exons: 18
Coding region: 45-1838 (597 amino acids)
Biological process (GO): protein phosphorylation
Cellular component (GO): nucleus; cytoplasm
Molecular function (GO): diacylglycerol-dependent serine/threonine kinase activity; ATP binding; protein binding
Source: RefSeq, a predicted model, not a curated record